UGUUCGGUCACUCGUCACUUAUACUCUUGCCGUGGAGCGAAACGACCUCGAGCUCAUUGCGGCAUUUGCUCUGAACAUCUCGGAUCUCCAGCAACGACCAGCGCUAAACGUCGUACGUGAACAUUUCACCUUACUACGCGUCGUAGUCACCAUUUUGGAAAAUGAACCACUCGCACACCAAUGCCGGGUUCCCAUUGCGAUCCGACUUCUUUCGCAGCCUCCCGCUGGCCAAGUUCAAGAACGAUAAACUGUACCGGUUAGCGAAGGCGAACGCACUCACCUGUUUGAACCAGUCAUUCAACGACCAAUGGAGAUACGUUCCUCCUGAGAAGGAUGGCACUCAGAUCCGCAAGGACACGAGCAACAUGGCAGUCUCGUACCGACUCGUGCGUGCAGCUACGGUGCUCCGUUGCCAGGAGCACGAGGUUAACCAGGUCGUUGCCAAUACCAACUCGGAGAGCUGGCGCGAGUUCAUGCGCAAGUGCUUCGGCAAGUACUAUGUGGACACCCUCAUCCUCCACAACGUCAUCAAGCCCAAUGACAUCGACGUCGACACAGUGCAAGCACAAGGGCGGGUUGCUCGUUCAAACAGCCAACCUGAAGGCAGUGGCAGUGGAGAAAACUUGGACAACAAUCAGGAAAAGGAUCACGGUGAAAAUGAGACUAGACGCGGCAGUGUUUGGGACAAAGGAGCCGAGUCGUAUCCGCACAGGAACUCGGAGGCCAGCUCGGUUGACACUCCUACAGGAAAACUGUCGUCGGAAUGCAGCUCCACAGAAGAGCGCUUGAAAGAAGAGGCUGCCGCUGCUGCAGACGGACUAGGUGAACAAGCCGAGGAAAUGCUGACGGUGAAGUGGGCGGCUUUCGAGACAGGACUUUCAGGCAAGCGUGACGUGUGUCUAGUGGACUAUCUCUCGUUGGCAUAUGUGCCCAACUCUGAGCCACGCCAGCGUGUGCAUGUGUGGUGCUUCACGUCGGCUGAAGGUGAACGCGUAGGCUGCAUGGAGCUCAAGGAUACGCACCACGUGGCACGGACGAAGCUCACAAAACUGGGGUUGUUCUGGCGCAAAGUAUCUGAGGACGAGACUGAAGUCAUCGUGUGCGGUAGCUUCCCCUCAAAGCAUGCACCUAUGGUCAGUGCUAUUCUGUUAAGCUGCCUCAAUCGACUGCAAGGGAUCGUCGAGGAUUUACGCAUGGGCAGUCAGCUCUACAUCCAACGAGCCACAUGGGUUAAGAACAAUGAACGCACAACGUGUAAUCUGUGCACACGUAACUUCCACGCUCUGCGACGUAAACACCACUGCCGUCGUUGUGGCGAGGUCGUGUGCUCGGACUGCUCGACGGUCGAAACGAUUGAUCUGCCUGCCAUCGGCUACUCGAAGCUGCGCCUCUGUAAAGUUUGCUCCAUCCGAGCACGCACCACUCCGCUUAAGCAGCUCGCCAAGACCAACGUGUUCGACCACCUCGUACGCGCUCGCAGCCUCAGUAACGUCGGAUCAUCGACUGCCGGAUCGUCGUUUGCACGGUCUUCAUACACCGACAACAACCAAGCUGGUCAUCAAGAGGACAGCUACAGCCACAGCACCACCUCGGAUGCGGCAUCCAGUGGCACUAACAACCGUGCACAGGGCUCAUUCAGAGCCAACAGCACCGCCACUAACAGCAUUGUCGACAACCAAUCGGCGGAUUCGUUCAGCGAGUACACUAUCUCCGCACAGAGCGUCGAACCCGUCGGCAGCCCCGUCGACAAUAAUGAAGUCACAGCCGUGGUGCACCCCAUGUCGGCGUGUUUGGGCUCUCCUACCGAAGACUACGACGACUUUAUCAAUGAGCGCUGUCUGAAGACGCAACUGCGUGCGAUGGAGCAGAAGAAGCGCUCGACGGGGAGUAACAGCAACAUGUUCGACCUGUUGUGCGAGUUGGCGUGCCAGACACUCAACUGUCCGAUUGCAUCGGUCUCAAUCGUGGACGACAAGGACAACUUUAUCCGUUCUGCUGUUGGUCUCGACGAGAGCUCAACACUUGAAGGCGAACUGUCCGUCUUUAUCGAGAAGAUCAUGGGGUCCACCCCGACUAUCGUACUGGAUGCCAGUGUUGAUAAGCAGGCGCUCAAAUUCUUCUCGCUGCGGUCACUCCCAGCUAUCCGCUUCUUCGCUGGGUGCCCAAUCUACUCUCGCACCGGAAAGAAACUUGGAUAUGUCUGCGUUGCUGACUAUGCUAAGCGCGACACUCUCGGAGCAAGUUGUGCCUUCACUAUGGAGCGACUCGCCACCUUGGCAGUCACCACAAUGGAGCGUAACAUCAUUAUCAAAAACAACAACACAAACGGUGCCUCCAGCCCAGAAGAAGCUGACUUCACAAAACGAGCACCAGCGCCGACGCCAAUGCACCCGGCGAUGCUCUUUGACCGGCCUAAUAGUAGCAGUGCCACUGGUAAGAGCCACAACAACGGUAAAGACCAAUCGGAGGCACUAGUUGGUCGCGUAUACGAAAUUGUGGAAGACGAGAUGCCGCCCGUGGCCACGCCUUCGACAGUCAACUUAAACUCAACACGGUCAGUCGCCGGUGAACGAAGUGCUGGCUACUACGAGGCCCAGGAACGCAUGCGCAAGCUACUCCUCAAGUCUUACCAUACGCAACAAACGCUCGCGACUGGCGGAUCACAGUAGUUGAUGGACAAGUGUUGGUAGUUAGCAAAAGUGUUUUUCACUUGUCUUUUUAUCUUUCAAGCUGCACAUAUCUACACUAUUCCAUCUCAUCUAACGAUUAAUGUAGCUUACUCGUCAGUAACGC
Messenger RNA from Phytophthora nicotianae INRA-310, 2793 nucleotides. RefSeq lists its product as hypothetical. Gene Ontology annotation, molecular function: metal ion binding. Lineage: Eukaryota; Oomycota; Peronosporomycetes; Peronosporales; Peronosporaceae. Bases 162 to 2669 code for a protein of 835 amino acids. The record is from RefSeq and is a predicted model, not a curated record. The transcript has a single exon.